UACUUUCCAUUUCUUUCAGGUGUGAAACAUGCAGCGAGAAGGAAGCCAAGUACAGAUGUCCACGGUGCAUGAGAUAUUCGUGCAGUCUCUUGUGCGUAAAGAAGCACAAGCUUGCACUGAGCUGUAAUGGAGUCAGGGAUAAAACAGCGUUUGUCUCUGUGAAUGAAUUCACUGACCUGAACCUUUUGAGUGAUUACCGUUUCCUGGAAGAUGUAGGAAGGACAGCUGACGCUGCUGCUCGGCAUCCUACUGUGCACAGCCCAACCACCAGAAGAAAUUUAUAUUGCUUGAGAAACAAAGCUCGGAAGUGUGAUAUCGACCUAAGGACUCUGCCCAUUGGAUUUACAAAAAGAAGAGAGAACUCGACCACCUUCAAUAACACGGAGAAAAAGUUCUACUGGCACUUGAAGCUCGUAUUUCCUCACUGUCACGCUGAAUACACUUUAAAACGGGUGCCUGACGAUAAAACACUCGCUGAGAUCCUCAAGCCCUACAUUGAUCCAGUGGAGUCGGAUCCUGUCGUUUGUCAAAGAUUAAAAAUGUAUACAGCGUCUCCUCAGUCAGAUGUGCAAAUUCUAAUGAAAAUAGAAAACAGGAAGCAAAACUCUGUCAGGUACAAUGAACUGGAUGCCAGUAAAAGCCUCCUGGACAAUUUGAAAGGCAAAAUCAUAAUUGAGUAUCCAACGUUGUUCGUGGUCUUGAAAACGCUGAAGAGUGACAUGGUGGUUCUUGGCCAAGAUGCCGCUGAACCUGCAGCCAACUCGGACAGCGAAGGUUCGUCCCUUUCGUCUAUGGAAGAGGGGGAAAUUCGGGACAAGUGGACGAGCUACUUGUGUCGUUACGGCAUUUAUUUAACGUUCAGGCUCUUCAGGUUCCAAACCUUGAGCCCUCACGGCGUGCCGGAGCUGAAGGGCCACCCGCUUAGAAAGCAACGGCUGGUGGAGGAAGCAAAAGCGUGCCCCAAGGAGGAGGAAGAAGUGAUGGUGAAAGCUGCUGCUGCUUCCAGGUUUUCUGCUGAAUCACAUUGUGGCCCCAGGACUUCUCCAUUUUGCCACGAGUGCCGAGAGGGAGCAGAGAGGUGCCCAAGUGAAGUCAAAAUGAAGUUGGUGGAUGAGGUGCAGAUACUGAGGGGAGAAAAAGCAGACAGGGCACCAGACUCAGCAAAGUGCCCCUGCUACCGCUCUCCAUCCUCGGGUGACCCCAGCGCUUGCACCAACGCAGCCGCCUGGGCCUUGCGUGACAAAUCGGAGCAGCUUAAAAAUAAGGAGCAAAGGACGGGGGCAGAUGAGAGGGGAGAGGUGGGACCGGGACGGCUGAAGCAGGAGCUGCUGCGGAGGGGACGGUGCUGA
Molecule: messenger RNA, 1349 nt
Organism: Mesitornis unicolor (brown roatelo)
Lineage: Eukaryota; Metazoa; Chordata; Aves; Mesitornithiformes; Mesitornithidae
Gene: ZNHIT6
Product: zinc finger, HIT-type containing 6
Exons: 12
Biological process (GO): snoRNA localization; maturation of LSU-rRNA from tricistronic rRNA transcript (SSU-rRNA, 5.8S rRNA, LSU-rRNA); box C/D snoRNP assembly
Cellular component (GO): pre-snoRNP complex; nucleus
Source: RefSeq, a predicted model, not a curated record